CUUUUCCUAUCUUGCAAAAACACACAUACACCAAAAAAAAAAUAAAAAAAAAAUUAGCCAUGACAAAGGAGGAAAUUGCUGUUACAAAUGUGAAAAUCUUGAAAAAAUCAAAUGUGAAGCCUCAAAAACCAUUAGGGAAAAAAGAAUGUCAAUUGGUAACAUUUGAUUUACCUUACUUAGCUUUUUAUUACAACCAAAAGUUGAUGAUCUACAAAUUAGGGGCUGAAAGCUUCGAGGAAACGGUGGAAAAAUUGAAAGAUGGGUUGGCUUUAGUGUUGGAAGAUUUCUAUCAACUUGCUGGGAAAUUGGGAAAAGAUGAAGAAGGAGUUUUUAAGGUUGAAUAUGAUGAUGAUAUGGAUGGAGUUGAGGUGAUUGUGGCUGAUGCUGAAGGGAUUGAAGUUGCACAUCUUGCUGAUCAUGAAGAAGGCAUUACCAAAUUCCAGGAUUUGUUACCUUGUAACAAAAUCUUGAAUUUGGAAGGGCUUCAUAGGCCUCUUCUCGCCGUGCAGCUCACCAAGCUCAAAGACGGGCUGGCAAUGGGAUUAGCAUUUAAUCAUGCCGUGCUGGACGGUACUUCCACGUGGCACUUCAUGACUUCCUGGGCCCAGCUCUGUUGUGGGGCCACCUCCAUUUCGGUCCCGCCUUUCCUUGAACGAACCAAGGCUCGUAACACUCGAGUCAAGCUCAAUCUAUCCGAGCCUUCCGACGCACCGGAACAUGCCAACUCAGCAACCAAUGGUGACGUUGCCGCCAGCGUGGACCCGCCUCUCCGCGAGAGGGUGUUCAAGUUUUCCGAGUCAGCAAUUGACCAGAUCAAGUUAAAGGUCAAUGCUAACCCGCCAGAAGGCUCCACUGCGCCAUCAUUCUCUACGUUCCAAUCGCUCUCCGCACACGUGUGGUUAGCUGUCACACUUGCCAGGCAACUCAAACCGGAGGAAUAUACAGUCUACACCGUCUUCGCUGAUUGCCGGAAAAGAGUCGAUCCUCCGAUGCCGGAGAGUUACUUCGGAAACCUAAUUCAGGCGAUUUUCACGGUGACAGCGGCGGGAUUGCUGCUGUCGAAUCCGAUUGAGUUUGCGGCGGGGAUGAUUCAGCAAGCAAUUGCGAAGCACGAUGCGAAGGCGAUUGAGGAAAGGAACAAGGAGUGGGAAAGUAGCCCGAAGAUAUUUCAGUACAAAGAUGCAGGAGUGAAUUGUGUGGCGGUGGGAAGUUCACCGAGAUUUAAGGUGUAUGACGUGGAUUUUGGAUGGGGAAAACCGGAGAUGGUGAGAAGUGGAUCGAACAAUAGGUUUGAUGGGAUGGUGUAUUUGUAUCCAGAGAAAAAUGGAGGAAGAGGAAUUGAUGUGGAGAUUAGCUUGGAAGCAAAUGCAAUGGAGAGGUUGGAGAAGGAUAAAGAGUUUCUUAUGGAAGCUUAAUUAAUUUGCUUUCUCAGUUUUAUUGUAUGUUUCUUUUGGGUAUUUUAUUUAUUAUAUUAUUUAAUCAUGUUCUAUGUUUAUGUUUCUCUUUGUGGUAAUCAUGUUAUGCAGAGAUGAACUGAUGUGUUUUGAUGA
This is a messenger RNA of Solanum dulcamara, 1550 nucleotides long. RefSeq names its product BAHD acyltransferase DCR. The transcript has 2 exons. The coding region runs from base 60 to 1415 and encodes 451 amino acids. The record is from RefSeq and is a predicted model, not a curated record. NCBI's taxonomy places the organism in Eukaryota, Viridiplantae, Streptophyta, Magnoliopsida, Solanales, Solanaceae.